CCGAACACGUUAUCAGGUCGACCAGUUAGUAAACGACAAGCCUAGUUGAGGAGUGUCGCUUUAUUUAAUUAUAUAGUUUUGUUCUCGUAAUUAGGGCUCCAUUUUGUUCAUCAAUUCCGAUUGUGUACCAAAAGAAAACUCCAAUCUCGAUCGAAUUUCAUAGCCACUGCAUUAAUAUGUAUUGUUGAAAAUCUCCAUUUAUCUUCUUCCCCUCACCGACAAACACUAUUCCAUGGCGGAUACGUCCUACACAAGCCUUCCUACUAGUCACUUGCCUGGUUCCGUUCCGGCUGUCAUCACAGAAGUAAAGGCUCCAGUUAUACAACAGGAUCCUGAAGCAAACCUGCAAAUAUUUCCUCCUAACAGUAGUGCUGGUGGCAGGGGUUACCAGACUCUCACAGGCCCAAGUGAUGGAAAUGGACAACAAUCUGCCAACAACUGGAAUGGAGCAUUCAGCAUCUCAUCCUACACACAAUAUUUUAACGUUGAUACAGAUGAUGUUGUGAACAGAUUAACAAGUUCUUUAUACCCCGCUGGUGACUUUUUCAGGAAAAUUGAAGCUAACCCAGAUCUAUAUGGGCUCAUCUGGAUUGCUACCACAUUGGUAUUUGUGAUAGCUUCAGUGGGUAAUCUUGCCACGUAUUUAAUGACUAAAAAAGGAGACUCUAAUGUUGCAUGGAGCUUUGAUGUGAACUACUUCCAGGUGUCAGCCAUUGCAGUGUAUGGUUAUGCAUUUUUAGUUCCACUUGGUUUUUACUUGUUGCUUCAGUAUUUUGGUUCAAAAGUUGGGCUUGUUCACUUGUGGUGCAUGUGGGGAUACUCUCUCUUCAUUUUCAUCCUCAGUUCUGUUUUGUUGGUUAUACCUGUGGAAUUUGUGAGAUGGAGCAUCACGAUCAUAACAGGUGUCGCGUCUGCAGCUUUUGUUGGUUUGAAUCUGAGGUCUCAUGUGGAGUUGACUGAGUUGACCCUUGUGUUAGUUGCUGCAUGUGUGUUGCAGUUUGGUCUUGCUAUUUUUAUCAAGUCGUGGUUCUUUCAAUGAGUGAGUUACCAUAUAUAUUUUUUGCUUUUUUUUUUUUGCUUAUUGCAAGUGAAUUUUGGAAGUUGUUGAUUGUAGAGAUUGUGAUAGUUUUAUAGGCAUCUUAUAGAAAUGGAAGAAUGUGUUUUUGAUUUGGAUUUGUGUGUAAAAUAGAAUGAUGAUUUUGGAGUUGGACAUUAUGUGAUUUUGUAGCGUAUAUGUGUUAAGUUGGUUUAAUGAAAUUUGUA
Messenger RNA from Lactuca virosa, 1263 nucleotides. The record is from the annotation of a GenBank genome assembly. Lineage: Eukaryota; Viridiplantae; Streptophyta; Magnoliopsida; Asterales; Asteraceae.